Molecule: messenger RNA, 522 nt
Organism: Suillus discolor
Lineage: Eukaryota; Fungi; Basidiomycota; Agaricomycetes; Boletales; Suillaceae
Exons: 3
Source: RefSeq, a predicted model, not a curated record
AUACAUACCAUCGUCGAUAUGUCUGAUAAGUCCAGUGCUAGCUCGUCACAUUCGCUACAUUCUCGAGGCACUGUCGAUGUGGUAUCAGCCGCUGCCUUUAGCGCAACCCGCAAGCCUCCUGCCAUGUGGACAAAAGCAGAGGAAGGCGCCUUUCUGGACUUCCUCCUGCUUGCCCUACCUUCGUCCGGAGAUGGAGGCUUCAAGAUGCCUGCCUUUAAUCAGGCAUCCGCCAAUCUUAAGCUCAAAUUCCCACAUCAGAGAGGCGCAGAAAAGAGUGGUCUAGUUUGCAAGACCAAAUGGCAAGUGCUAAAAAAAGCAUACCACAGCGUUAUCAAAAUCAAGUGUACGUCGGGCUUUACGUGGAGUCACAAGCACGGAGCGGGUAUUAUGGAUAGAAAAGACGAUGUUUGGGCACGCUUUGUCAAGACACACCCUCAUGCGAAGCCCUUCAUGAUGAAGGGCUUCGAGCACUUCAAAAUCAUGGAACAACUGAUUCCAAGCAAAGCCAAAGGCUCGCAUGUA